CAAGUAUCCCACAAAUUCCACUGACCUCCCUUGUUUUCUUUGCCUGGAGUAGGGUUUCCAAUUUCCAAACCUGAUGUGAUCUCGCAGCUGGAACGAGGGGAAGAGCCGUGGGUCCCAGACCUCCAGGACUCUGAGAAAGAAGUGCUCCCGAGAACUGCCUGCAUAGGUGAUGGGAUGGUGAGUGAGAAUGAGGAGGAGAAAUCCUGUCAGGAAGGUGCUGAGCAAGUAAAGCCACAUGGGACGUUAUCAGGAAGAUCCAAAGGGAAUGUUUCCGGGAGUUGUGCACACCAAGAAAAAGAAAAAGCCUGUGAGACUCAGGAGAGGCCAGAGGAAAACUUUAGUAGCAACUCAGACCUUAUUACACGCGACAGAAUCAACUUGGAAGAGACACACUACAUAUGCCAUGAGUGCGGGAAAAGCUUCAAUCGGAGCUCUGCCCUUAUCAGACAUCAGAGAAUCCACACAGGAGAGACGCCCUACACAUGCCCUGAGUGUGGGAAAAGCUUCAGUUGGAGGUCACACCUUAUCACACAUCGUAGAAUCCACACAGGGGAGAAGCCCUACACAUGCUCUGAGUGUGGGAAAUGCUUCAAUCGGAGCUCACACCUUAUCACACAUCAUAGAAUCCACACAGGAGAGACGCCCUACAUGUGCUCUGAGUGUGGGAAAAGUUUCAAUCACAGCUCUACCCUUAUCACACAUCAGCGAAUCCACACAGGAGAGACGCCCUACACAUGCUCAGAGUGUGGGAAAAGCUUCAAACAGAGCUCAAACCUUAUCACACAUAGGAGAAUCCACAUGGGUGAGAAACCUUAUGGAUGCUCUGAGUGUGGGAAAUGCUUCAUUUGUCGUUCAGGCCUCAUCUUACAUCAGAGAAUCCACACAGGAGAGACGCCCUACACAUGCUCCGAGUGUGGGAAAAGCUUCAGUUGCAGCUCACACCUUUUCAGACAUCAGAGAAUCCACACAGGGGAGACACCCUACACAUGCUCUGAGUGCGGGAAAAGCUUCAAUCAAAGCUCAAACCUUAUCACACAUCGUAGAAUUCACACAGGAGAGACACCCUACAGGUGCUCUGAGUGCGGGAAAAGCGUCAGUCACAGCUCUGCCCUGAUCACACAUCAGAGAAUCCACACAGGAGAGACGCCCUACACAUGCUCUGAGUGCAGGAAAAGCUUUAGUCGGAGCUCACACCUUAUCAGACAUCAGAGAAUCCACACAGGGGAGAAGCCCUACACGUGCUCUGAGUGUGGGAAAAGCUUCAAUCGGAGCUCACACCUUAUCACACAUCGUAGAAUCCACACAGGGGAGACACCCUACACGUGCUCUGAGUGUGGAAAAAGCUUCAAUCACAGCUCAAAUCUUAUCUCACAUAGGAGAAUCCACAUGGGAGAGAAACCCUAUACAUGCUCUGAAUGCAGGAAAAGCUUCAAUCAGAGCUCAAGCCUUAUUAGACAUCAGAAAAUCCACAUGAGAGAGAACUGUAAUAAAUCCCUUGACUAGGGCUGGCCAAAUUUUUUUUUUAAAAAAUCACAUUUGCUAAUUCCCACAUAGUGAUUUUUGCACCAUGUCCACCGUGGUCUCUCAGCUCCACCAGAUGAGUUGCCUGCUUCUGCCUUUUGCAGCUCACCCUUCUUUGGGGUCAGUCCUGUGAUCUUUUCUAUCAACUCCUUUCCUUUUGAGUUGAAGGAGUGUGUGUCCCUCCAGCCAAGAAUGUUCAUCAGCUCCAGGUGGGAGAGCGAGGUUUGAUACCAACAAGCUACAUUGGUACAAAAACUACCUGUGCCUUACAUUCAAUAGGACUGUACAUGGCGUUGGCUGCUCAAGUUAGUGAUCUUGGUGUAAAAAGACCAUUAUAGUUGUAGAGCAGAUGCAGCCCAGGUGCAGUGUUUGACAUUAGCUUUCCCCUUGACCUGACCUAAACUCCAUCACUUUUCCUAGUCUAAACAAACCCUGAGCAUCACGGUUAUACUGUUCCCCCAUUUCAAAGCAAUUGAUAGUCAUCAAGUUCCCCCUUCGGGAACAAAUUGUUUCAUUCCCAGUUGUUCUGAUGUUGCUUCAGGUUGUGCUGGAGAGCAGAUAUUUAUACUACCAUUUUCCUCACUUAAAAUAUAUUGAACUAUAACAAAGAGCAGGGAUAGGGGAAAAUGUCAUUUCACCCUCUGUAACAACAGAAGAAGAUCGGGUAAAUCAGAGGGAUUCCCUUAUUCCCCAUCACCAUCCCAAUCCCCCUGUUGUUCAAUUGGUUAGGUCAAUAUUUUUUCUAAAGGACUGGGAAGAGGAUUUCCUAGUAAAUGACUUGUAGCUAAGCAAAAUACCCAUGCAUUUGGCUCUCAAAGCAGUUGUGGCCCAGGCGUUGCAGGAGGUCGCUCCUGAAGAUAUCUCCUUCCUAAUCAGGUGCAUGUUGCCUAUUAUUUGGGAAAUGCAAUCCCUAUCUAGGUAGAGAUGGGAAAAAUGGAAAUGACAUUUCUCUUCAGCUUACCCCUGGGAGAUGCUGCAAAUGUGUAGAAAAUGAAAUCCUGGUUGAAUGUGAUAUAGCUGCAGAAAGAUACCUAUUUUUAAUAGAUACCUGACAUUUGGUGUCUUACAGGGAUUCUAAGCCACACCUGAAUUUAGUUCCUAAAUUAAAUCUGUGCCUAAAGAAAUAAAAGCCUAUAUUUGGGGGAGUUAUACCUCACUAUUGCUACUGAUAUGUUGUGUGGUAGGUGAAGAAUUCUACGCCAGAGAAGUGUAAAAUUACUCCAAGUAAGGUCAAAGAUUUGACAAGAACUCUGGUAGAAAUUGCAUGUACUGGUAGUUGAGUUUCACCCCAGAGAUGGAAGCUAUGGUGACCUGUGGCCAAGGUAAACUAUUUUUAGAACCCUGCUCCCUAGUUAAGUGGCAUUGGUCACACUCCUAAAGGAUGCCAUGAUUAAAUUGGGCACAACUGUCUUUUACCAUUUGGAUCCAAAGUUUCAUGAAGCACAGAGAGAAACAGCUGAUUCCUUCAGAGCCAUUCCAUGCCUAUGGGUCCCAAUCUGGCUGCCUUGUUGGACAAGAAGCACUUCCAUGCUGGGCAAACAAUGGUAGCCAAUGAGGGAAUGUAUCAGAUUCCAUGUUCAGACUGCAGGAUACAUGAAUGCUGAGUCCAGAGUCUGGGCUUUGGUCUCUUUGUUUUGCUUAUUAAGUCUAAUGCAUUUGUAUCACUUCUCCUGCUGCUACUUUGAAAGAUUAGAAAGUGUAAAAAUCAAGAGAAAACUGCCCUAUAGGUUUAUAUUUUGUAAUCUUUGAAUAAGUUGUUACCAGCGACAAUGAAAUUAAACAUGAAGUUAUUUAGUGUAACGGAAGAGGCUGAUCAUGUGAUAACUUUCAGUGUUACAAUAUAAUUCAGGUUUUCUUCUAGUUCUCUCCCUGCCUCCUCCUACUACAUUGGAAAUGGUGGCUAAUCCUGAAAUUAAAACCUCACUCCAAAGGAAUUAGAGUGGGAGAAUAUGUGAGAGAAAUAGCAUGGACCAGAAUAGAGACCAAGUAUAGACUGUAAUUAUUUCUAUUUAAAAUGGAAUUUAUUAUGAUACAUUUUAAAAUAAAUCUUCCCUUAAGAGGAAAAUUACUUGAGACAAGAUAUGUAGCCUUUUACCCAGUUAGAGGGUAACAGCCACAGAGUUCUCUAGGUCUCUUGUUUGCAAAGCAAAGAUGUCACAUCAGGCAGGAGAUGUCAAAAUCUAAAAUGGUGAUGGAUGUGUGGUGGUAGAUUUUCUGGGUUGUUUUUUCGAUUUGGUUUGGUUUCUUAAUUUAAUUUAACUUUUGCAACCAGUUAUUUUUAUAGGUGCUGAGGACCCUUUUCCUUUUGAGCACAGCUGUUUAACCCUCAGGCCUGGUUCUGGAAACCUCCCCAAAACUGGCCUUGUGUUUCUUUCAUAUUUGAUAUCUUUCGGGUUCACACAUCCACACUACAUGCGGUUCACAGCAACAGAUACUUUGAGAAACCUGCUGGGUUAAGAGAGCCUUUUCCAAACUGACAUUGGCCCAAAGUCUGCCUCAAUUCAGCUGGAUUGGGAUACAUCUGUAUCAAAGAAGUGGUUCACACUUGAUUUGUCCAGAGACCUCGGGGGAGGUGUGUUAAGAUAGGGUAAGUAGGAAUCAACAACAAUAAAGUUAAAGGUAAGGGUGAAAGCCCUUCACCUUGCAGGUCGACAAGCCUGUUCUGUUCAUUCCCUCUGAUGCAUCUGGCACUGGUCACUCUCAGGCAGCACGCUGGGCUAGAUGGACCAUUGGUCUUACCCAGUAUGACCAGUAUUGCGUUCUUAUGUAAGCCAUCUAUGGUCUUGUCUACACUGGUAAGUUUCUGCACAGUAAAGCAGUGUAACUCCCGAGGUGUACACACUGCCAAGCC
Messenger RNA from Terrapene triunguis (Three-toed box turtle), 4372 nucleotides. RefSeq names its product zinc finger protein 501-like. The record is from RefSeq and is a predicted model, not a curated record. The coding region runs from base 175 to 1503 and encodes 442 amino acids. The transcript is spliced from 2 exons. NCBI's taxonomy places the organism in Eukaryota, Metazoa, Chordata, Testudines, Emydidae.